Rhizopus microsporus ATCC 52813 is the source of this 834-nucleotide messenger RNA. RefSeq lists its product as uncharacterized. Bases 1 to 537 code for a protein of 178 amino acids. The record is from RefSeq and is a predicted model, not a curated record. The transcript is spliced from 3 exons. NCBI's taxonomy places the organism in Eukaryota, Fungi, Mucoromycota, Mucoromycetes, Mucorales, Rhizopodaceae.
AUGCAGUUCAAUCUGAACACGAUAUCAGCUGCAUUAAAUUGUACCGAACGGCUACAUGAAGAAGUAAAACCAAUACAGCUUGCCCAAACAAACACAGCGACAGUAUUUAGCUCGCCACCAACGGAAAGUUUGUUAAAAGAGCUAACCAAUGAUUUUCGGUUUACGCCCUCACUGCUCCAUGCUGGCGCAUUCGUUGUUGCCAACGACGAAGUCCUUGUGCUUCUCGCUUGUAAAGUCUAUGGAGGGUUCAAAUCUGCUGAUAUCCAUAACGAUAAUCCAAUGAAGUCGACACCGUCCUUCUGUGAGAAAAUAUUUGUUGAGAUAUACGAAGAGUUCGACGGAGUAGAGAUAAAGAAGAUGUUGAAAAUUGGUGCCAAGUAUAUGGACAUAUUGGUCACAAUGUCGACUGGUUUGACGACAGAAAAUAUUGAACGAUUUAAAGAAACGAUGGCGCAAGGAGCUGAAUAUUGUCCGCCUCAAGACUUAAAUGCACUGUGCCAACUGGUGUCCGGUUUCGGUGACCUAAGCACUUAUUAAUUAUUGUGUGCAUCGACAGAAUACCUUCUGCCUAUUCACGAGACGUUGUUGCCUUCAACAAUUUUCACUCUUUGCGAUCUGCUACACAACGGCAAUUAUGGUGUGUCCAACACAGUUGCUACGAAAAUUGAGUCACGCUUCUUAAGCGUUCUGGCAGCAUCAGGCUAAAAAACGACUUUAAGAUAUCGCGGAAAAGACUUCAAGCAUCACUGCAGAUAUACCGUGGGCAGUCCUUUGACAAAAAAACCAAGUAAUAGAAGGCUGCGCACGACUUCGCAAAGAAUUUGGAACAACAGU